AUGAAUAUAUCAAGUGUCGAACUCAACCCAUACGACAGAACAGCUCUCCUUGCAGUGUGUGGGCUUGUAAUACAGGAAAGCGCCUCCAAAGACAUUCCAGACGAGUUUACCAAAGAGGACCUCAUUGGCUGGGCCGCAGAUCCGGGGAGUAGCGGGCUCCUGCCGGGUUAUCCCGUCGUGUUAGAGUCCUGCGGAGACCUUACUGAAGCAAAACUCUAUGAGAAAAAGCAGGGUCACAACGGUCACAUUGGCAGCAUCCGCCAAGCUUACGCGGAGUUUGUAGAGAAUUUUCACGAGGAACAAGCUGUCCUGCAGAAAGCAAUGGAAGACUCACAUUUGUACAAGGCGCUGAAUCUCGUUUUCUUUCAGUGGAAUGCAGAGUUCUUACUGCCUACUGUUUUUGAGGUCCUACAACCGUUCAUUCCAGGAAACGGCGCGAAGGUUGACGUCAACGACAUUGACGUCGUAUUCAUUACUAUGCAAGAAAACUGUGGUAUGGGGGCCGCUGACCACAAGCAUUUCAUACAACAGGUUGUCAAGGGUCUGAACGUGCUCAGCGAAGAGAAAACGUGGGACACAAACUCGUCAACUUACCGGGAAAUGGGCAACUUGUUUGGGACGAAGGCAUGUGCACAUGGGCCUCUGGCAAACCACCAGUCCAUUUAUGUGGUUUCUCGUCGAAGCAUAUUGCGGCUGGAGGCGACCACUACGUGUGAAUGGGGGAUGAACAUGCGCGAAAAAGGAUUUGUUGCGAUUUCGAUCGAGGCAGCCGACAUGGGGAGGAUUCUCGCGCUUGGCAUCCACCUGCCCACUCUCAAGGAGGAGCAAAGUGCGGCAUUGAUCACUCUGCUAAAGAAGGUCGUCGCUGCAUGCGUUCCCUCCAAACAUCAGGAUCAGGGCCUCGAUUACUUUGACGGAGGCGUAUACCUUGUCGGAGACUUCAAUUCACGCCUUUCGAACCCGUCGGUAGACAUCAUUUUCAAGAACCUGAAAAGGAGAACCGACUACGACGAUGUCUUCUCGCUUCCGCCUCCCCCCGCAGGGGAAAGCGUCCUAGCGCACCAGCUUCUUUAUAUCAUGAAAUACGAGCGGGAGGAUAAAGACACGCGGUUCGCUCCCCUUCUGUGGGCUGCCGAUUCUCUUGGCGGAUCAAACGAAGUCGAAGGAACCAGUGGAGAUCUCCGCACACCCCUGUUAGCAAAGGGUUUUUCUCUCAUAAACGUCUGCUACGGAGGGGCCUUCUCCUACAGUUGGUUGAAGAAGUGCUCUCCAAGCGCUACGGAAACAACGCGGAAGGUGAAGGAAGCGCCAGGCAAUGCGGGGUAUCUAGACCGCAUUGCUAUUAGAAUGCCUUCUGCGUCGUUGAAGCGCUCCGACACGCCUACGCAAGCGCCAUCUUUCCUUGAAGGUGCAGUAUUCCUGGUCUUUGCCGGCCAACUUGUCGACUUUCGAAGCGACCACUUUCCGCAGGUUUUUGUCGUACGGCUGAUGAAGAAAGUACAUCGGCCCUGGUAG
Molecule: messenger RNA, 1515 nt
Organism: Besnoitia besnoiti
Lineage: Eukaryota; Apicomplexa; Conoidasida; Eucoccidiorida; Sarcocystidae
Exons: 5
Coding region: 1-1515 (504 amino acids)
Source: RefSeq, a predicted model, not a curated record